CAACUGUCAGAAGAUGCAGCAUAUCUGCAGUCAGCAAAUGUACGUCAAAUCAGGAUACCCGGUGACGUUAUCAUAGGCGGAGUUUUUCCUGUUCAUGCCAAAGGUGAUUCGCCUGAUCAGCCCUGCGGUGUAAUUGCGGAAACACGAGGUGUUCAUCGAGUCGAGGCAAUGCUCUAUGCACUGGAUGUUAUUAAUUCUCAGCGUGAAUUCUUACGUGGUUAUAAACUAGGUGCCCUUAUCCUGGAUUCGUGCUCAAAUCCAGCUUAUGCAUUGAACCAGAGCCUCGAUUUUGUCCGUGAUAUGAUUGGUUCGACAGACUUGUCUGAAUACCAGUGCCGUGAUGGCAGUCAACCGGAAAGUAGGCAAAUGCCACGUAAAAAUGUUGCUGCUGUUGUUGGUGGCAGCUAUAGUUCUGUUACUGUUCAGGUAGCAAAUCUGUUGAGGCUCUUCAAAAUAGUGCAAGUGAGUCCAGCCAGUACGAAUGCUGAUCUUAGUGAUAAAACACGCUUCGAAUAUUUUGCUAGAACAGUGCCCAGUGAUAACUAUCAAGCACGUGCAAUGAUUGAUAUCGCACUGCACUUUAACUGGACGUACGUUUCUCUGGUCUAUUCAGCUGACGAAUAUGGCGAAUUGGGCGCUGAAGCUUUUAAAAAAGAAGCACGCAAAAUGAAUAUCUGUAUAGCCAUUGAGGAACGAAUAUCACCAAAAAAAGAGGCAUUCCGGGAGUCUGUGGAUAAUCUUAUCAAAAAAUUACAACCAGAGAAAAUAGUCGGCGCACGUGUCGUGGUACUUUUUGUUGGCACAGAAUACGUGCCAGAGCUGAUGCUGCAGACUUCCGAACGUAUGCGCCUGGAACGCUUGCCUCGACAAAAAAGGAUCAUUUGGCUUGCAAGCGAAGGCUGGGAUCGCAACAACGAAGCUUAUACAACAGGCUCUAGAAAAUUAGCGGCAGAAGGGGCAAUUGUUUUGAUGUUGGCCUCGGAACGUGUUCCCGCUUUCGAGGAGUAUUUUUUGUCACUAAAUCCGGGCCACGACAAAUUUGAACGAAAUAAAUGGUUGCGGGAGUUAUGGCGCCACAAAUUCGACUGUGAAUUUGGUUUACCUGAGCAAAGCACAAUUAAUCGAUGUGAAAGCCAUCGGCAAACAGUAGAAAAUUUCAAUCCUGAUGACAAAGUACAAUUCGUCAUUGAUGCUGUAUUCGCUAUUGCACGUGGAUUGCAGGCACCUUUUUUUUAUUUCUGUAUAAUGGGAAAUAUAAAAGCUAUGAAGGAGGAAGUUUGUCCAGACGACACCGUCGCAUCGUCAUGGAUAUCUCGGCAUUCGAGGAUGCCACAAAUAUGCAGCGCAAUGAAACGCAUUGACGGAGAAGAAUUCUAUCAAAAAUAUCUACUGCAAGUAAAAUUUGAAGAUGCUGUUGGCAAGAAAUUUCGAUUUAGUCCAGAAGGUGAUGGACCAGCCCAUUAUACAAUACUUAAUUAUCAACCUGAAAACAAUCGCAGAAGAUCCCAAGAUUCGCGACGAAGUGAUUAUAUUGUUGUUGGACGGUGGUCGGAAGACCAGGUUCGUACUGUACAUCUGAACUCUUCCAUUUUUCCAGUAAUUAGACUGGAAUAUUUGCUGGGUUGA
Molecule: messenger RNA, 1626 nt
Organism: Gongylonema pulchrum
Lineage: Eukaryota; Metazoa; Nematoda; Chromadorea; Rhabditida; Gongylonematidae
Source: the annotation of a GenBank genome assembly